Heterocephalus glaber (naked mole-rat) is the source of this 4596-nucleotide messenger RNA. RefSeq names its product ribosomal RNA processing 1B (gene Rrp1b). Gene Ontology annotation, biological process: rRNA processing. Lineage: Eukaryota; Metazoa; Chordata; Mammalia; Rodentia; Bathyergidae. Gene Ontology annotation, cellular component: nucleus; preribosome, small subunit precursor. The record is from RefSeq and is a predicted model, not a curated record.
CUUCUGCGCAGGCACGGCCCGGGUGGCCAGCGGCCGGAGGUGGCUCGCGGUCAGAAGUGCUCCGGCGGGCGCGGUGGCUCCAGUCAUGCAGCCUGCCGAGAUCCAGUUCGCUCAGCGGCUGGCGUCCAGCGAGAAAGGCGUCCGCGACCGGGCGGUGAGGAAGCUGCGCCAGUACCUGAGCGUGAAGACGCAGAGGGAGACAGGAGGUUUCAGUCAAGAAGAACUCCUAAAAAUCUGGAAAGGACUCUUCUACUGCCUGUGGGUGCAGGACGAACCCCUACUGCAGGAGGAGCUGGCAAACACUAUUUCCCAACUCAUCCACGUUGUUAACAACUCGGAAGCCCAGUACCUGUUCAUUCGGACCUUUUGGCAAACCAUGAAUCGAGAAUGGAAGGAGAUAGACCAGCUGCACCUGGACAAAUACUAUAUGCUGAUCCGCCUGGUCCUGCGGCAGUCCUUGGAAGUUCUGAAGCAGAACGGCUGGCAAGAAAGUCGCAUCCAGCUGUUCCUAGAUGUCCUGAUGAAGGAGCUCCUGGGUCCCGAGAGUCAGUCUCCCAAUGACAUCAGGUUCCACUUCAUUGACAUUUACCUGGACGAGCUGUCCAGAGUCGGAGGGCAGGAGCUGUUGGCAGAUCAGAACCUCCAGUUUAUUGACCCGUUCUGCAGGAUUGCUGCCAAGACUAAGGACCACACACUGGUGCAGACUAUAGCUAGGGGUGUUUUUGAAGUCAUCGCAGAUCAGUCUUCCUUUGUACCUGAAGAGGCAGUGGAGGAACAGAAUGGGGUUGACAGUGACCUCUCCAGAGAAGAAACUCCGGGGAAUGAGACACUGAGCAAAAAAGCAGUGAGAAAGAAGGCAGUGCUGGGCAAAUGCCAUUCCAGGAGAGUUGGGAUCAGUGGUGACAGAGAAAGACAUGACUGUGGAACCCUCGAGGACAUGGGGCAGCUUCUCCAGUUUGACUACAAGGCCCUUGCCGACCGACUCCUAGAAGUAACCAGCGGGAAAAACAUCCCGCCCUUCAACCGGAAGCGCCUCUGCAAGCUAAUCAGGAAGUUCCAAGACCUCUCUGAAGGUGGGGCAUCUGUCCUUGGUUUCUCUGAGGACGUUUCUGCUGAUGAAAAUGACCAUGGCCUCAGCCAAGGAAGACUGAAGAGAAAAAGAAAGAAACCCUUGGAGCCAGCUGGGCCGGGGAUGGAGGAAGGGAACAAAGCCAGUCUUGCUGGGGAUGAGGACAGUGAAAGCAGCCUUCAGAAGAGAAAAAGGAGAAAGAGGAAGAAGAACCACGGCCAGCCCGGCCAGCCCGGCCAGCCCGGCCAGCCUGGGACCUGCGGCCCCAGUGAUGCAGCCGCCUCCCUCACCCAGAGCGGAACUGGGACCCAAGAGCCUGGGGCUGCGCAGCCCGCACCCAGCACCUUGUCUGAGGGCAGCCUGGAGCGGUCCCGCUCCACCCCUGGGCGCAGUAAGAGGAAGCGGCAGAAGAAAAGGAGCCUGAGGGUGCAAGGGCAGCUCUGGGAACCCACAGUGUUGCUCCCAGAGGACAGCAGGCAUCCUCCAGCCCCUGCCGCUGGAGCUUCCCCGACAGACAGAGCCCAGGUCCCUAAAAGAAAGUGGAAACUCGGGGCUCUCCCGGUCAAUGGCAGUGGAUUGGGCAUGCUGGCUUGGCCUCAAGCACAGAAGGAAGGAAACGUUGGCCAGGCCACCCUGCCCCAGUGCAGGAGGCCUCAGCACAAGAAGGUGGAGCCAGGGGACCUUGACCUCUAUCCUCUGUCCAGCCAGAAGACCUCGGUGUCCAAGAAGAGGAAGAAGAUGAAGGAGGUGUCAAACUUGGUGGAGAAUAAUGGGGUCCUGAUGUCCAGGGUCCAGCAGCUCCAGGCUGUGGAAAGCAGCAGAACUCGAGCCCCAUUGAAGAAACCCCUGAGGCUGGAGAACGACUUCGUGAAGUUCAACACCCCCCUCCUACCAAAGCCCCUGUUCUUUAGGAAAUCAAAGAGCACCUCUGCCGCCCGCCCUCCAGGUCCUGCCUUCCAGCUGAACAAAGCCCCCUCCAGUUCCAAGAAAGUCACCUUUGGGCUGAACAGGAACAUGACUGCAGAGUUCAGGAAGACAGACAAGAGCAUCCUGGUCAGCCCCACGGGCCCCUCCCGAGUGGCCUUCAACCCGGAGCAGAGGCCCCUCCACGGGGUGCUGAAGAUGCCCGCCAGCACCAUACUGGGGACCAGGACGCUGCUGCCCGCCACUCCCAAGAGGAGGCCGAAGGCCAUGGACUUCUUCUGAGUGCCCAGAGCCGCUUUUUACAGACUGCUUUUGUACAGAGUGUUCUAUAAAUUAUAACUGUCAAAGCACGGGCCUUUUUAUUGUUUCCUAACCCGUGGAUUGUGUGCUGAAGGUGCUGAACGGGGCUAGCGGGCCACCCUGUCCCGUCCCUGUUGUACCCUUUGCUGCAAACACUCGUGAGCCACCGUGCAGGAACCGAGGCCGAGCGUGAGCUGGGGACGCCUCUGCCACGCCACGCCACGCCACGCCACGCCAGACCAGCUCGGACGCUUCAGCCUCACGGUCUGUUCCUCCUGAGCUCUGGGAGCUUCUGAGCAGCUCUUGGACAGCAAGGACUGGAAACCCGAGUAGCACCUUACCUUUUCCACCCAUCAGCAGGGGCAGCUCUGUCCUGAGGCCUUUCCUCUGGCCCUUGCCUGUCCCUCCCUGUCUGACCUCUGCAGCAAGCCCCAGGUGUCUUGGGAGGGUGGCAUCCCCCUCUCCCCUGGGGCCUCCUGCCCUGAGCCCCUGCAGAAGCCUGGGUGAUGUGGCACCCAGCUCGCCCCUACCUCCCGGACCCGGUGACAUGGUGCCAGCCAUAGGUCAGUGCAUCUGCACCCCGAGCUCUCACCAGGCAGGAGGUUGCCUUCCGGAACUGGGCACAUGUAUUUGCCCACUGCCAGAGCUGCCUGUUACCCAAACACAACCCUUGUACUUCGGUUUUCAGACAGCUCUUCGCAUGAUCAGGGUGGAAGGUGCUCAUGCUUUGCUUGGAGAAGCCGAAGUCCGACUUGAAUUUCUUAGAGUCUAAGUCACUGGCUUGUUGCUUUUAUUCGAGGAGACCACCUUGAGCUCAGGAGGUGGACAAAGGACAGGCUCAGAGCCAAGAGGCUACACAGGUGUAGCCGCUGAGGCUGGGCCCUUCCAUGGCUUUCUGGGUUUCUUUUUUGUUGUUCAUUCUCUUGAGUCGGGGACUUGCUGUGUAAUUCAGGCGGACCUUGAAUUCACUCCGUGGCUCAGGCUGGCCUUGAACUCACAGCGAUCCUCCAGCCUCAGCCUCCUAGUGCUGGUGUUACAGAUGUGCACCACCAUGCCCAGCUUUUCCUCCAUGGCUUAUGCAUUUAGAAAUUCUAGAUGGAAGUCACAGGGUGCGUGGUUUGGGCUGCCAAGAGCUCUGUGCUGCCGCCCUGCCCCGUUCUGUUCAGGAGAUCUGUGGCCCUACACCCUUUGUCCCCUCCCAGGGGGCCCCCACACUACUCCCCAACAGAGGAGCCCACAGCUUUGCUGACAGGUCAGCGACUAUUUCCAGUCCCCGAGACCCAAGGGUGGGUGUCACCUGCUCGGGGAGAAAGGGGCCUUCGUGGACUGGCUGACCUCCAUGGGAAGGCAGGGGGCCUUUGUUCCUGGCUGCCCCAGCGAAGCUUCGGCAUAUUCGGUCACAAGGAAGAACAUGACAUGCAGUGAAACUCUGAGUUUUCCAACAGUUUCUCCACCUUGAGAGAUGGGCCACGUGGCAGCUGGGUCCUGACCAGACAUGGGGUAGCAGCGGCACCACAGUUCGAGGACAGUGGCCGCAGCUGCUCUCUCGGCACUCCGCUGACCUGGCUCCUGCUGAAGUCGCCCCAUGAGGCGGGUGAUUGGCACAGAGUGUGUCUUGGGUUCAUUGUCCUCCAAACCCAACUUCCUUCUGGGCGAAAGUCAACAUUUCCUGUGUCUUUUAAAAAGUUUUAUUAGUAUAUUACUUCUAAUGCCUAAAUUCUGGCAACAGUUUUUUUUAAUCUUUAGUACACAACACACAAAGAAUAUAUGACAUACAGAAAAUGUAUUGAGCAUACCAGUUUUCUGUUGGAUGCACGCAAUUUUCCUAAGUAAAAUUGCCAAGAGGACUUGGAGUUUUAGAAGAGGAAAUUGGGCCGGGGAUUUAGCUCAGUGGUUUCACUGCCUGCUUUGCAAGCACAAGGACCCAAGUUCAAUCCCUGGUACCAAAAAAAAAGAAGAAGAGGAAAUAAUUUCAUGCUGGUGCUCUGACAGCGGUGUUUGGUAACAUGCUCACCUCCCCUCUGCUUGUACAGUUCAUCUGUUUUGUACAAUUUGAUCAUCAGACUUGACAAAUUUAUUAUCCUCUAAUUUCCUGAGCUGAAAGCACAAGAAGAAACAUAAAGAAACUCUGGAAGCAGUCAUUGGGGAGCAUAUGAAGCUGGGUCUGCCUUUUAAUUUUCAUGUGUUUUCUCUGAAUUACCUGACUGUUGGCAGACAAUGCCCUGCACUCAGAUUGUAUUAGCGUCUGUAGGGUGUGUCAGUUCUCAUCAAAGCCAAUUAAAAAAUAGAUCUCUGCCCGUGGA